This is a messenger RNA of Hydra vulgaris (swiftwater hydra), 1513 nucleotides long. RefSeq lists its product as uncharacterized. Lineage: Eukaryota; Metazoa; Cnidaria; Hydrozoa; Anthoathecata; Hydridae. The record is from RefSeq and is a predicted model, not a curated record.
ACAAUAUCAAAACGUGAAAGAUGAAAAGUACAAUUAAACAAAAUAUUUAACGCACAACUUCAUAUGUGAUUUAACGCCAAACUAACAUUAAAUCAAAUAAAACUUAAUAAAUUUAUACGAAUUCAACCAAUUUUUUAGCAAUGUCUCUAAUAACAGGCAGCAUUAAAGAUAUACUUUCAAUUAAACUCAAAAGCCGGCAUGAUGCUUAUACUGAUCAGUUCAGUCGAAUAUUUAUGACAAAAAUGUUCAUUAUAUCUGCCUUGAUUAUGAGUGUUGAUUUCUUCAAUGACAAAGUAGCUUGUAUACAAAGCGACUCUAGAAUGACUUCCGAAUUUGUCCACAGUACUUGCUGGAUUCAGGGUUUUUAUACAUUUGCCGAGUUAAAUAACUGCACCAAACACUGUGGAUAUUUUGGAAUUCCACAAGAAAUUCAAAUGGAUGGAAGAAACGAGAAAAACGAAUUAUGCAACACAAAAGCCGGAAGUAGUUGUCUACCAAUGACAAAAGUAUUCUUUGUACAGUAUCAGUAUUUCCCAUUUUAUAUUGCGUCGUUAUCGGUAUUUUAUUUUAUUCCUUAUAUUUUUUUUCGCGUUAUAAAUUCAGACCUCACUAGCCUCAAGUCAUACAUGAAAUGUACUAGUAUUACUUGUCCGAAAAAAAUUGUUGAAACUUAUUUUAAUUACAAAAUGAACGGUGGACGAUCAAAGUUACGCGUAAAAGUUAUUCUAAAUAUUGGAGUAAAAACUCUGUACGUAAUAGUCAACGUAGUUGGUUUUUUUUGUACUGAUGUCUUGCUUAACUAUCGUUAUAAAUCCUACGGUCUUCAAUGGGUUCAAUGGUCAAGAUCAAACAACUCUGUUAACACUGCUAAACCUGGAAAUCUUAUUCUUCCAGCUAUGGGGAUAUGUGAAAUUUACGAGGGAAUCAUGGAUAAGAUAUCCAAUUUGAACAAUAAACAUAAAUUCAUAUGUGAAAUAAGUCCUAAUAUCUUGUAUCAAUACGUCAUGCUUGUUUUAUGGUUCAUUUUUACGAUAGGAAUUGCUAUUUCAUGUUUAGGACUUUUGCUAAACAUAUCAUCCUAUGUUGUAAUUUACUUAAACUUCCUUAAAUGUCACGGAAAAAAAAUUAACAUGGUUCAUAAUAAUUUGUCAAUAAGAGAAAUUGAAUAUUUGCGUUACAUUCGUAAUAAAGAUCUAUCGCUAUAUAGUGACGUACAAAGGUGGUUAAAAAAGACAAGAUUUGACAAAGAAACGAUAAAUUUUUUGGAAAUCAACCAUAACAAUGCCAAACCAUAAACCUUCUAAUUAAAUAUCUAAAUAAAAAAGUGUGACAUUAAGAAAAAAAACUUGUAAAUUAACAGCUGUAUAUACAUUUUUGUCGGAUAUAUGUUUAUAUUGGUAAAUUAUGUAUAAAAAAACCCGUUACAUUUAUGCGGUUUAGGAUGUAAAGGUAAUCCUUGUAAUUAUCUACAUCUUCAUCUAAAAUGAUUAACUCUAAUGUGAGGUUAUUACAA